GGAAAUACUAUUUUAUUUAAUAAUGAAAAUGUGUCUAGCAAGAGUUUUGUUUUAUAUAACCUUUGUAGCAGCGGCUACCCAAGUCUUUGGAGAUGACUUCAAAGAAGAAUUAUUCAUUAAACCCCUGUUACCGACACACCUUUACACGUAUUUUCAAUUCAUAACUCAUAUUAAGGAUGAAUCUUCAUUUGAACAUUCCCAUUUAUCUCCACGAUCCCUGGGUGAGAUAAUAUCACGUUUUCACGUGGAGGAGUUGCACCUUACACUGACAGAGGGCCAAUGGAGGCACAACCAGUGGGGCUAUCCGGUGCAGGACGCCGCUCCCGGCGCCGAACUAUACGCCUGGUUCUCCCACGAUGUUGUUGACAUUGAUAAACAGUGGCAGGAGUUGAGCUCAACCCUCGCAGGUCUCUUCUGUGCUUCUUUGAACUUUAUACAAAACUUCAACACUGUCACACCACAAAUGGUCCUAUGGCCAUCAGGUGCAUUCAAAAUUAACCAAAAUGUCACUUCACAACUAAGAUAUGCGUCUCUACCUAGAGAAAUAGUUUGUACAGAAAAUUUGACUCCAUGGAAGAAACUUUUGCCCUGUGAGUCAAGCCGUGGAUUUGCAUCCUUACUCAAUUCUAGGAUGAUACACAACACCAAUUAUCACUCCAUUGGAGUGCACUUCAGGAAAAUGUGCUCAACAAAGGACUGUACACAAACCCACUUGGAAAUUAAACAGACAGUUGCUCUAGUGUACGACUAUAAUAUAAUUAAAAGUAGUGAUUGGUCAUUCCGUAAACUGUUUGGACAGGGCUUGCCUGGAGCUUGUCCAUUAUCUACAAAAAGCACAAUAUAUGUAGAUGUAUCUUCAAAUGACACACAGCAGUUCCAGUUGCUGUCCCCACCAGACAAGAUGGAAUUAUCCCAGCGAGGCGGCAGUCAGGUGAAGCUUGCAGUUUAUGAUGUAGAGCCCAAUGGUCAGAUGAUUAACAUUGGUGUUAAACAUAAUUCUAAUAGCAAAUUAGCUGUGCCCGUUCCGCCUCCUUUAACUUUUACCCGUUAUGUGCUUGGAUAUGGAAAAGAAUUUGGUGGCAUUGUCACAGAGUUUACUAAUAACUACUGGUCUCCAAUAAAUAUAGUAUUACUGGAAAACGCUCCAUGGUGGCUGCCUAUACAGCUGAGUACACUAAGAGUUAACGGAGAAGCUGAAAGCAAGCUAGUCAAGUCACAGUAUUACUCUCCGGGCCGCAGCAGGCAGAAGCCAUACCACCUUGAACUAUUGCUAACACUGCCCCCUAGAUCGACUACAACCAUCACCAUUGAUUUUGAGUUUGUCUUCCUGAAGUGGCAAGAAUACCCCCCUGAUGCAAACCAUGGGUUCUACAUUGGAUCUGCUCUUGUAUCUGCUAACCUACCAACUGCUAAGAAUUAUACGAGCCUGCCCAUCACUGGAAGUACAUUUGACUCUAUAAUCAAUGCUUCACAGUCUUGGUACCCAAUUGUAUUCCGGACUAAUGGUGCCAUGGUGUCCCUCCCGACGCCUGACUUCAGCAUGCCCUACAACGUCAUCUGCCUGGCUUGCACCGUGGUCGCACUGGCAUUCGGCCCGCUCCACAACAUCUCCACCAAGGAGCUUGUACUCAAACCUGUGGGCACAUCCAUGUCACUGGCUCAGAAGAUCAUGAGCUUAUUUAAGAAGAAAAAGGAGUAGUACCAAUUUUAAUUAAUUGAUUUUUGUAUAGACUGAUUAAUAAAUUACGUUUUGAAAAUA
Cydia amplana is the source of this 1759-nucleotide messenger RNA. RefSeq names its product GPI transamidase component PIG-T (gene PIG-T). NCBI's taxonomy places the organism in Eukaryota, Metazoa, Arthropoda, Insecta, Lepidoptera, Tortricidae. Gene Ontology annotation, cellular component: GPI-anchor transamidase complex. The transcript has 3 exons. The record is from RefSeq and is a predicted model, not a curated record. Bases 23 to 1699 code for a protein of 558 amino acids. Gene Ontology annotation, biological process: attachment of GPI anchor to protein.